CAACGGGGUGUUUUCAACACAAUGAAAGCACUGACCUAUGAAUGACACACUGUGCCUACCACCAGAGCAGGUUCAGACUGUGGUCAGUUCACCCAGAAGAGUAGUGACACUGCUGGAGCCUCUACAGUUCUGUCCGCACGCUGAAGAGUGGAAAUAAGCUGCUGGACUUUUAUCAAUUCUGAAAACGUAUCGUCUCUCGAAUUGGAGGAAGAAUAUUCUGUUUGUUUCUUCUGAACACAAUAUGACUCUAAUGGAGGGUUAAUACAGUUUUGGUGGAGAAUGAUCUCUGAUAUUAAAAUGAGUGCAAUUAUGCUGUGGGAUGACGGAUAAACAACCAAGGACAACCUAUAACAUGGCCACUAGUGAACCUGACCCUUAUAACGAACCUCAACCUGGUGACCUCAUCGAGAUUUUUAGACCAGCUUAUCAGCACUGGGCUCUGUAUCUGGGAGAUGGCUACAUCAUCAACCUUACACCAGUUGAUGAGAGUCAGGCUGCUGCUAUGUCCAGUGUGAAGUCAGUGUUCAGCAGAAAGGCAGUGGUCCGGAUGCAGCUCCUGAAAGACGUGGUGGGGGGAGAUACUUUCCGUGUCAACAAUAAAUAUGACGACAAUCACACCCCUUUGCCUGUCACUGAGAUCAUUCAUCAAGCUCAACUCUUGAUUGGUCAGGAGGUGUCGUAUGACCUGUUGGGCAGUAACUGCGAGCACUUUGUCACCCUAUUGAGAUAUGGGGAGGGCGUAUCCGAGCAGGCAAGCCGUGCUAUUGGGGCCAUAAGUUUGGUGACCGCAGCAGCCAGUGCCUUCUCUGUGCUCGGACUAAUCAACACCCGCUCCAGGAACAGGCCUUUCUGAUGUCGCUUAACCUUCACAAUUUACACAUCUUAAAGCAUUAAAAGAUGUAUGCAUGGCCAGUACACAGGGCUUAACUCAUGUUUGUUGUGAGAGGUGAAUGACUAAAUUUGUGCUGCCUGUUAGCUUCUUCUAAUGAUUUCAGGCUUAUACAUUGAAUCGAGGUUGGUAAAACUGAGCCAUUAGCCAAAGGUUCAAAAAUGUGAAAUGGAGUGUUUGCUAUGGCACUGUAUUAGGCCUGUGCUCUUUACUUCAGAUGUAAAAAAAAUGGGUUAUGUAGUAAUAUUAAACUUAUAUCUAUUUUAUUGCUUCAUUGAAAUAAUUUAACACUCGUCAUUUAAGCAAAAAGAGUGGGUUUUGGGAUGUACAAUAAGCUAGUGGAAAUGCUAAAAGACAAACAACACUACAUUUUAAAAAACGUGAUCAAAACAGAGGCGUGGCAUGAAUGUAAUUAUGAAUCCCCACAUACAUAAGUAUAUUUACUUUUACUUAUUGAAUACUUAAGCUAAAUAUGGGGAGCAAAACCGCUUUCCUCGCCUACGAUUGAUGACUACAAUUCCCAGCAAGCUUUGCAUCGAAGGCUCUUUUCAUCCUUGGGAAACCCCGUACUCGCCGGGACCGUUUAUGUGUUUUACUGCAAAAUCCCUCCGCCACAUAAAGUAGUCCGCACAUCCAUGUCCAACAUUUUCGUUCCGCGCUUUAAAGUUUCUCCCAUGGUCGUGUUCAAACCCUGUUAAACAUUUACAAUAAAGUGUGACAAACCUUAUUUCUGUGGUCUGUGGAGUUUUUCUUUUACUUUGACG
Messenger RNA from Colossoma macropomum (tambaqui), 1653 nucleotides. RefSeq names its product phospholipase A and acyltransferase 1 (gene plaat1). Gene Ontology annotation, cellular component: cytoplasm. Gene Ontology annotation, molecular function: glycerophospholipid phospholipase A1 activity; A2-type glycerophospholipase activity. The transcript is spliced from 5 exons. The record is from RefSeq and is a predicted model, not a curated record. The coding region runs from base 320 to 853 and encodes 177 amino acids. Lineage: Eukaryota; Metazoa; Chordata; Actinopteri; Characiformes; Serrasalmidae. Gene Ontology annotation, biological process: N-acylphosphatidylethanolamine metabolic process.